CAGUUCUCCACGUGAUACUUUCCAUAGAUCAGACAUGUGCUACUGGUUGUGCUAGAGUUCUGCCGACUCCACCGAUCCAGCACCCUCGGGACGUCUGGCUUUAGACACUUGGCAGUAUGAGCGCAUCUGGGACAGGAGGCCUCCAACGACGGCGCGUACCCGGUUCGUCGGCUGCCCCGUCGACUAGCUGGGCUGCAGGAGCAGUGGCUGACCUGGACGAAGAUACCCCACCUCGCUCGCACACCAGUACACCUGUGCAUCAGGAAAAUGGUGGAGAAAGCAGGUCGAGCUGGGAUGUAGGAUCGUCCUCACGAACACGGCGGCGGGAUGGCGAUCUAGGCAAUCCGAAUUCGCCAGGGAUUGCCUCUUUCAGCCGAUCUGGAGGGGGUGGACAGAGCAUCACUGUCACCGACGACCGGGGUCGAAGAGUCGCUUAUGAUCCAAGGGACCUGAAUGAUGACAAGGAGACAAACGAGCACCCACACCUUACUCUGAUGGAGGAGAUCCUUCUGUUAGGACUCAAGGACAGAGCGGGGUAUCUUUCUUUCUGGAAUGACAACAUUUCAUACGCACUGCGUGGCUGCAUUCUACUCGAGCUCGUGCUACGGAAGCGGAUAGCGGUCACCAAGGAUCCAAGUCGGCGGAGAUUCGCAGUGCAAGAUCGGAUUCUUGAAGUGAUCGGCUCGAAGAUGACGGGGGAGGUGCUGUUGGACGAAGCAUUGAAAGUCAUGAAGGCAUGUGAUGAGCCAAUGAGCUGUUCACAAUGGGUGGACUUGCUCAGCGGUGAGACCUGGAACUGGAUGAAGAUUGGCUUCCAGAUGAAGCAGGUCCGCGAACGGCUCGCAAAGGGAUUGGUAGACAAGGGUAUUUUACGGACUGAAAAGCGCAACUUUUUGCUGUUCGACAUGGCAACGCAUCCUGUGGCAGACACCGCAACCAAAGAUGCUGUCCUAAAACGAAUACUCGUUCUCCUCACCUCCAGCUCAUCUUCGGUACAUGCCAACAUUUUCUAUCGCGAAGAGAAAGCGGAUGUCACUUUCCGCGUCACGCGAGCGCUCUGCCUGCUCUGCUGUGCGUUUGCCGCGAAUGUGCUGGAAAAUGCACUGACGCAUCUGACGUAUGAAGCGCGCGAGACGGCAUUUCAAAAGGCGGAUGACAUCAUGAACGAAUUCAGCCAGUGGCCCAUGGCACCACAAACGCCUGGAGGAGGCAUCGGCGCUGCCCCGACCGCGGCAUCUGCCUCGGGGGCAAGAAUGAACGGAACCGGCAUUGGCGAGGGAAGUGUGCUCACAGAUACUUACGAAGAGGCCAGCAUGGGCGUAGGCGUCACAGAAUUGGCCAGAGCCAUCCGCAAUGACUAUUCCAAGGCGGAUGAAUCGCAAUACGAAGCGAUCGCAGGCUUGCUGGCGACUUUGGCAAAAAUGGACAGUCUGAUAUGAUAAUACCGGGCAUUUUGAUCUAAAGCUACGAUUAAUAUAAUCCACCCGUUGCUUAGGAGCAAAACAGAUGAUUUCCGGCUCCAGGCCACCCAGGCGCCACAUUUUAGCCAUACGGUCGUGUGUGAGGGAAUACGCGUCAUGUCAAGGGACGCAAUGUGCUCUAUUCGUCGUCAUAAGUGAACUUGAUCGAGCUGCAAUGGGCAGAAGAGAUGUACGCAAAUCAGCAAUUGCAAUGGAACGUGGCCUAAUUUGCUC
Molecule: messenger RNA, 1694 nt
Organism: Tilletiaria anomala UBC 951
Lineage: Eukaryota; Fungi; Basidiomycota; Exobasidiomycetes; Georgefischeriales; Tilletiariaceae
Product: putative VPS74-protein
Exons: 4
Coding region: 117-1439 (440 amino acids)
Biological process (GO): Golgi to plasma membrane protein transport; Golgi organization; retrograde vesicle-mediated transport, Golgi to endoplasmic reticulum
Cellular component (GO): trans-Golgi network; cytosol; Golgi cisterna
Molecular function (GO): phosphatidylinositol-4-phosphate binding
Source: RefSeq, a predicted model, not a curated record